GGCAGUGGGGGCCUGACAGCGCGGCGGUGUGAACCGAGCGGCCGAAGAGCGCGGCGCCCAGAGCGCGGGCCGCUCGCGGAGCCACAGCCCGAGCCGGGUCCCAGCCGGAGCCGAGCCCCAGCCGAGCCGAGCCGGGCCCGGAGCGCCCAGUGCCCGCAGCCAUGCCGGCCGGCCGCGCCGCGCGCACCUGUGCGCUGCUCGCCCUCUGCCUCCUGGGCGCCGGGGCCCAGGAUUUCGGGCCGACGCGCUUCAUCUGCACCUCGGUGCCCGUGGACGCCGACAUGUGCGCCGCGUCCGUGGCCGCCGGCGGCGCCGAGGAGCUCCGGAGCAGCGUGCUGCAGCUCCGCGAGACGGUGCUGCAGCAGAAGGAGACCAUCCUGAGCCAGAAGGAGACCAUCCGCGAGCUGACCGCCAAGCUGGGCCGCUGCGAGAGCCAGAGCACGCUGGACCCCGGGGCCGGCGAGGCCCGGGCGGGCGGCGGCCGCAAGCAGCCCGGCUCGGGCAAGAACACCAUGGGCGAUCUGUCCCGGACACCGGCCGCCGAGACGCUCAGCCAACUCGGGCAAACUUUGCAAUCGCUCAAAACCCGCCUGGAGAACCUCGAGCAGUACAGCCGCCUCAAUUCCUCCAGCCAGACCAACAGCCUCAAGGAUCUGCUGCAGAGCAAGAUCGAUGAGCUGGAAAGGCAGGUGCUGUCCCGGGUGAACACCCUGGAGGAGGGCAAGGGGGGCCCCAGGAACGACACCGAGGAGAGGGUCAAGAUCGAGACCGCCCUGACCUCCCUGCACCAGCGGAUCAGCGAGCUCGAGAAAGGUCAGAAAGACAACCGCCCUGGAGACAAGUUCCAGCUCACGUUCCCACUGCGGACCAACUAUAUGUAUGCCAAGGUGAAGAAGAGCCUGCCGGAGAUGUACGCCUUCACUGUCUGCAUGUGGCUCAAGUCCAGCGCGGCGCCAGGGGUGGGCACGCCCUUCUCCUAUGCUGUGCCCGGCCAGGCCAAUGAGCUGGUCCUCAUUGAGUGGGGCAACAACCCCAUGGAGAUCCUCAUCAAUGACAAGGUGGCCAAACUGCCUUUUGUCAUCAAUGAUGGCAAGUGGCACCACAUCUGCAUCACCUGGACCACCCGGGACGGGGUCUGGGAGGCCUACCAGGAUGGCACGCAGGGUGGCAGUGGCGAGAACUUGGCACCCUAUCACCCCAUCAAGCCCCAGGGCGUGCUGGUGCUGGGCCAGGAGCAGGACACUCUGGGUGGUGGGUUUGAUGCCACCCAGGCAUUUGUGGGUGAGCUGGCCCACUUCAACAUCUGGGACCGCAAGCUGACCCCUGGGGAGGUCUACAACCUGGCCACCUGCAGCACCAAGGCACUGUCUGGCAAUGUCAUCGCCUGGGCUGAAUCGCACAUUGAGAUCUACGGUGGAGCCACCAAGUGGACCUUCGAGGCCUGUCGCCAGAUCAACUGAGCGCGGCAGGCCAGGCUGAGCCCGCCCGCCCUCACCCCCUGCUUGUGCGGCGAUGAUCUGUUUUGUGCGUCUCUUCUCUCCCUUUUCCCCAGGAAUGAACCGAGGCCGUCGCCCCUGCACACGCACACGCACACAGCCUGGUUUUGUCCUCAUGCACACGAAGCAGCCCCUGCUCCCAUCUGUCCCUGAGGAAGCCCCACUUCUCUGUAGGAGCCCGGACUCUCUCAGGCGUGCCCCAUUCACAGCUAAAGUGGGUGCUGCAACGUUUUGAACAAGGCAGAAGUAGGUGAGAGGAUCUGUGUGUGUGUGUCUACAUGUGUGUGUCUACGUGUGUGUGUGCGUGGCUGGGGGAGGCCUUUUCUUUGAGGACGUACUUCAUUUCCUUCUUUCUUUUGGCUUUGGAAAAAUUUCAUGAUGAAAAUUCAUAUUUGCCAACUUGGUUAGCUGCGCGCGUGCCUUGGGGUUGGUGCAACCUCAGUACACGCAUUUGUCUUUGUUUGCAAACCUUUUUCAGAGCAACAUAUCUUUAUAUUGAUGUAAUAAAUGUCUUUUAGUGGUUUGUCAAA
Symphalangus syndactylus (siamang) is the source of this 2026-nucleotide messenger RNA. It is a transcript of the gene NPTX1, whose product is annotated as neuronal pentraxin 1. The record is from RefSeq and is a predicted model, not a curated record. Gene Ontology annotation, biological process: axonogenesis involved in innervation. NCBI's taxonomy places the organism in Eukaryota, Metazoa, Chordata, Mammalia, Primates, Hylobatidae.